AUGCACCCUAAAGCUUACAAACCACAACUUGAAGACAAUAACUAUGCACCCAAGUUCGAAGCUUACAAGCCACAACCUGAAGACAAUAACUAUGCACCCAAGCCUGAAACUAACAAGCCACAACCCAAAGAUAACGCCUAUGCACCCAAGCCUGAAGCUGACAAGCCGCAGUUCAAAGAUAACGGCUAUGCACCGAAGCCAGAAGAUGACAACCCACAACCUGAAGAUAAUGGCUAUGUACCCAAGCCAGAGGCUUACAAGCCACAACCUAAAGAUGACAACUAUGUACCCACGCCUAAAGCUGACAAGCUACAAUCCUACAAUAACGGCGAUGCACCUAAGGUUGAAGUUUAUAAGUCACAAUCCAAAGAUAAUGGCUAUGCUCCCAAACUAGAAGAUAACGACUAUGCACUAGAGUUUGAAGCUUAUAAGCUACAAUCGGAAGAAAAUGAUUAUGUGGCCAAGUCCGAAGCUUACAAGCCACAACCCGAAGACAACACCUAUGCACCCAGGCCUGAAGCUUAUAAGCCACAACCCAAAGACAACGCCUCUGCACUCAAGCCUAAAGCUUACAAGUCACUCUUAAUUUUUAACAAAUUCAUGAUCUAA
Pistacia vera is the source of this 609-nucleotide messenger RNA. RefSeq names its product extensin-like. The record is from RefSeq and is a predicted model, not a curated record. Bases 1 to 609 code for a protein of 202 amino acids. Lineage: Eukaryota; Viridiplantae; Streptophyta; Magnoliopsida; Sapindales; Anacardiaceae. The transcript is spliced from 3 exons.